Messenger RNA from Centruroides sculpturatus (bark scorpion), 1788 nucleotides. RefSeq lists its product as uncharacterized. The record is from RefSeq and is a predicted model, not a curated record. Bases 130 to 1788 code for a protein of 552 amino acids. The transcript is spliced from 19 exons. NCBI's taxonomy places the organism in Eukaryota, Metazoa, Arthropoda, Arachnida, Scorpiones, Buthidae.
AUAAAAUGAAAAAUCCUAGAACAUAAGCGCGUAUAUUUGUUUAUUUAACUUCUAGUGACACUAAUCAAAUGCGGAAGAAGAAACACACCCAGCGCGGGAUACGUCAGUUGCAAUUACGAUGCUUUAGGAAUGAAUUGCACUGGAACCUGCAGAACCGGUUACUAUUUUCCUGGAAGGAGAACUGAAUUAAUUCUUCGAUGUAGAACCGAAAAUGGUUACUGGUAUCCUCGAGACGAAUUUCCUUCUUGUAUUUCAUACGAAAAAGAAAAUGUUGAAGAUUCGUCUUCUCAAGUGCAAGUCGAACAAAAUCGACUUAUUCAAGAAACUAUAAGCAGGUGCGGAAGGAGAAAUGCUCCCGAAAAUGGAUACGUCGAUUGCUCUUACGACGCAUCGACAAUGAACUGCACCGGUACAUGCAAGAGAAAUCACUAUUUUCCAACGGGAAUAAGAGAGUUAGUUCUUCAAUGUCGAAGAGAAUACGGAACUUGGCAUCCCUAUUCUGAAUUUCCUACAUGCAGAAAAUUUAUUUUUGAUAAAUUGGAAGAAACACCGAACCAAAUAGAGGAAGACUUACAAGCUACUUUGGAUAAAUGCGGAUUGAAGAAAGCUCCCUACGCUGGAUACGUCAAUUGCAAAUACGAUGCCGUAGUUAUGAAUUGUACAGCAACGUGCAGAACAGGUUAUUAUUUUCCAAACGAAAGAAGUGAAAUGAUUUUACAAUGCAGAACGAACAGCGGGAUCUGGUAUCCUCGAUCGGAAUUCCCAAGAUGUUCAGAACAAGAUAGCGGAAGCGAAGUGGAUUCAACAUUGCAACAACCAAAUCAAGAAGAGGAGAGUAACCAACUAUUUGAAACUUUAAGAAGAUGUAGCAGACGUACGAAUCCGACAUCCGGAUACGUCCAUUGCACGCACGAUGCACGAGGAAUGAAUUGCACGGGGAGGUGCAGAAGAGGAUAUUACUUUCCCGAUGGAGAAAGAGAAAUGGUUCUUCGAUGUCGAACCGACGACGGAUUGUGGUACCCUCGAAGAGAAUUUCCUAUUUGUUCUCAGUCUGUGGCGAGUUUACACGAAGAUCAAGAAAAGGAUGAUUUAGUUUGCGACAAUCUUAGAUCCCCAUCGCGCGGAUAUAUUUCUUGUUCCGACGAUUCCACUUCGAAAAAUAAGAUUUGUGUGGCCAGAUGCAAAUUAGGAUAUCGCUUUCCUAACGACGAAUUCGAAAUGACAUUAAGCUGUUCCAAGGAAGACGGAAAAUGGCGCCCUUUGCAAAAGUUUCCCGAUUGCAUAUCCGAAGUUAAAGAAGAUCAAACCGAUGACAAACUCACUCAAGAAAAUCUGGAACUGGAAGCCAUCGAAAAUAGAUGUCGGAAACCCAAUCCUCCGCUCACCGGAUAUCUCUCUUGUUUAAAUCGUUCUCACGCUUUAGAAUGCACUGGAACCUGCAUGCCCGAUUACGCUUUUUCUAACGGAAUAACCUCGAUGACGCUAACUUGCUCCUUUACUUCCGGAAAAUGGUCUCCUCGUAGCGUCUUUCCUCCGUGCUACGAGAUAGGUACAAACCUUUCAAUCNAAUAUAUUCUUGCAAGAAAAGCGUCUUCUACUUUCACAUUACAUGUAACUGUUGGAUUUGGCUUCUCUUCUAAACUUCUGAAAGAAUUUACUUCAGUUUUGUAUUCUUCAAAAGUCUUCAUGUUAUCACUGAGUGCUGCAAUUAAUACUGCAUUUUCUAAACAGCUUCUGGAUUCUGCUGGUUCUCUUGCAGUUGCAGAUGUCUGUUGUGAUAAGUACUAA